Ylistrum balloti is the source of this 1107-nucleotide messenger RNA. RefSeq names its product testis, prostate and placenta-expressed protein-like. The coding region runs from base 44 to 664 and encodes 206 amino acids. NCBI's taxonomy places the organism in Eukaryota, Metazoa, Mollusca, Bivalvia, Pectinida, Pectinidae. The transcript is spliced from 8 exons. The record is from RefSeq and is a predicted model, not a curated record.
UUGUACUUUAUCAAACCGUGUAGUCGCAGAACAAUCAAGGGCGAUGACGACGGUAGGCGUGGAUUCGGCGUAUAACAAUGUGGCACAGCCCAUGAGGAUCCCCAGUUAUUCAUACCAAUAUCCCUCCCAUCGUAAAGUACAGUUAGCAGCUGUUAAAGAUGGCCUCUUCCACCCCAAUCUUCCCAGUUUCCGCAGAAUGGAUAUGGAUACUGCCGGACACAAGCUUCCGUACGAGCAUUGCCGUACUACCACAACCUGUGGCCCAGAGGAUUUUAAGAGAUCCACGUCAACGCUGUUUGAUCCCCCCAAAAAACAAAUGUCCAGUCUGGAAAUCACACAAACAGGAAAACAGCUACACAGACACUACACAACGCCCGACGAGCUGAAGAAAGCCAAAGAGGAAUGGUCAGAUUUCCUGAACAGAUCCCCAGAACGUUUUAACAUUAAACUGCCCGAACUUCCGGACAGCAAAGAUCAGAGGUUUUUGGGAUACUCUGUACGGUACCUCAGACCUGAGAUCACGAAAUCCUGGAGGUACACCUUAAAACAGGAGCCAACUCUGGACCAGUACGGACAGCGGCCAAUGCCUGCUAACGUUUUUGCCCGAUACAGGGAUACUUACCCACAGUACAGUAGAAACAUCUCUUCAGAGGCGUGGAGAUAAUCACCAAACCAGUGUUUCAAACGGAGAUAAUAAUUUAGAAAAUUUGUAACAAAAAAUAUCGAGGACCAACCAUCAGUUUUGUUACAAACAUUUUGAUCAGUUAAAAUCGUCAACACAUGAAGUAGUCAUUGCUCAAAUUUUUGUCGCUGUACACUUGUUAAACCGGAUCUGGAAACACGAGUAUAAUAGACAAAACCGUCAGGGCGGAUUUGUGGAUCCGGAUUUACUCUGAAGUAUUUUCUGAUAAGCCCAUAUCAGUAUUCCUUGUUACAUUUUUUGUUCCAUUUUUAUCAUAGUUUAUAUAGAUAAAGACUAUUUCUAUAGUUGUUUACAACAAUUGUCCUUUGUGAUAUUUAUACCUUAAAAUACUAUUUAUACAAAGCGUGUUAUUCUUAUAUGUAAAUUAGGUCAGAGUGAGGAGCUUUAUGAAAAUAUAAUAGUAG